GAUUUAUAACGAGUAGUCGAACGUUGCGUUUGACAUGAAAUCAUUCAAGCAUUUCUUUUCAACAAUUGCUAAAAUGAUUGGAUUUGACGGCGCAGAGAGCAACGAAGAUGUGAUUGGACCAAAGAGUAGUGUGAAGAAAGAAGAGCCGAAAAAGUCACCUGGACCAAAAUCGAGUGAAGAAACAAAGCCUGUCGGGAACGGAGGAGAGACAAAGCGUCGUCGGGUUGAUCUUAAAGAAAAAAUGGAAGUUCAGUCCGUUGAACUUCAGCGUCAGAGUGGGGAUAGCGCAGCGCACAUUGAGGACAAAUCAGCAAAAAGCAGCAGAAUGGAUGACUUAUCAUCGAGAAGUUUACGUCGCAUUCGGGAUAUGAGUGAACGUGCUGUCCGAAAAGUAAAAACAUUUGUGAGCAGACCAAUCAAGGAAGCCACUCUCCGACAUUUUGUCAAUAAGGUGGAAGCCAAAAUGCAAGCAGAGCAGACCGGACAAGUUCGACUGCGAGAAGUUAAGCGAGGAGAUGACUUAUUUCCAAAGCCUUUACGGAGAUCUCAGGAAGGAAAGUCUAAGGAAGUUAGAACCAAGGAUAAGGUUGACAUGUCUCUGAAGAGUGUUGCGACAUCAGCGAUGAGGUACAGUGGAGGAGAGUUACCUAGUGGAAACAAAAUAGUUAGCGGUAACAAGUGCAAUGACGGGAAAUUGUUCAUUAACGGCGAACCGUUUUGGACAACGAAGAAAAAACCUACCGAGGCAGACCUGGAAGAAAGUGGCACAGAAGAUGACAUUCAAAUGAAUGCUGAAGUCGCACUGGAAGUUUAUGAAGGAAAAAAACAACUGGUCAACAUGCCUUCCAUACCGAUCAUCCUAGAUCCAAUGAAUGAACUUUCUGAGCUGAAGCGAAGGGACAAGUUGUUCUUUUGCAGAGACGUACUUUUUGGGAAUUCUGUGCGCAGCAUGAUAAACCUUUGUGAUAGUACAACGAAAGUCACGCCAAUACGAAAACGAGGCCAGCCGAUAGCAUUUACUGAACCAAACACAAGAGCUGCUUAUCAUAGAGAACACUCCUCGGAAUCGGAAAAGCUUCCUUUCACUCCAUCCAAAGUUCCCUCAGGAAGUUCACAAAAAGUCCGAAAACGAAAGCGGACGAACGCAAAAACUAGCGGCAACGGUCACGAAUCGAGUAAUGCAAAACCUGGCUCAAGGAAACAAAAAAGCAAAAGCAAAGGCGGUGAUGCAAGAAGUCUGUCAGCAGAAGUUCAAAAAUCGUCUCAAGCUGUAGAAUCUAGUUGA
Cylicocyclus nassatus is the source of this 1285-nucleotide messenger RNA. The record is from the annotation of a GenBank genome assembly. Lineage: Eukaryota; Metazoa; Nematoda; Chromadorea; Rhabditida; Strongylidae.